AUAUGUAACAAUCAUAAGCUGUACUUAAGUAAAUGAAAUAAAAAUCGUCUGCUUUGCAAUUUGUUGUGUGCGCGCGCUUUCGUGCAAUCACGUGUUUUUGUUCACUCUUCUGCGUUUUUAUGUACUUAUAGAUGUCGUGAGUCGUGACCGGGCUUCCGUAAGCGUAUGUAUGACAUAUGUAUUUACAACAAAAACAACACCCCAUACCGUACGAGCCUUUUAGUUUGUCAGCAUAGGCCAUAGCUCCCGGAAGAAUUUUAGAGUAUUUUUAAUAAGAGAUACUCAUUUUUCCUAAAACAAAACCAAAAAAGGAAGGAAAAAAAAAAAAGACAACUAUGUCGGAUCAAACCACAAACGGAAGCAGCCCUGCGGUGAGCAAUGUACCACACCUGGAGGUGAUUGACCGUGUGAUGAGCAUACCGGUUGUCCAGUCAGCAAUCGAGAAGACCAACUCCACCUACUCUUACGUAAAAGAUUCGCACCACCUGAUCAACUGGGCGUUGAAUUACGCCGAAGCUGGAUUGCACUAUGCGACUGCCACGGCUGUACCGAUGGCUGCACCUUUGGCUAAAAAGUUUGAGGGCCCCAUCAGCAGCGUCGAUCAGAAACUCUGCCAGGGCUUGGAUAUGGUCGAGCAGAAGGUGCCUAUCGUCAAGCAGCCGCCUACUGAGAUCUACGAGGCCGCGAAAAAAGUAUUGAACAGCUCGCUCCAGCCAACGGUUGAGAAGCUCGUAUCUGCUAAAGAGUCCGCGAGUGUUCAAGCCAGUCAUCUCAAGGAGAUCAGUAUCAACAAGGCCAAUGAGGUCUUGAGCACCGACUACGGUGCUUUGGCUAUCCAAGGCGUCGACAGCACGAGUGUCCUCAUCAACCGCCUCCUGGAUAAUUUCUUUCCACCGGCAGCCGAUGAAGAGGAAACUCCAGCUCCAGUAUCGGCGGACGAGAACAAAGUUCUUCACGCUGUCCAGACGAUUGGCCAGCUGUCAGCAAAGACGGCGAACCGCGUGUACCAUUCAGUGGCUGCACAGCUGAAGACCGUUAAGAAAGAGGAUGUUUCCAAUUACAUAUCCAGUGUCGUGUCAAUUCUUCACUUGACCAAUUUCCUGAAACUCGGACAUCAGCCAGAGACGCCGAAAAGUACCGACGAAACAAAUAGCGAUUCGGCGGCUUCGGAUAAGCCAAAGUCCAGUUAAAGAGAGGAAGACUCUGCGAAGAGAUGAUUUAUUAUUUUUGGGUGAUGGUCGUUAACUUCUAUGCGUAUCGAAAUUUAUUGUAAUUGCCAAUGAAAAGUUGAGCUUUUAUGCAUAUAUAGGCUGUAUUUAUUUGAUAUAUUUAUACAUAUGUUUACCUGAGAUAAGAAAUUUUAUACAAAGUUUGUAAGAGACGCUUAUUGAUGAAAAUUUUGAUACCUGUUUUUUUUAUAUACUUCAUCUAUUUUAUAAAAAAAAAUAUAUGUCUUGUAGCUCUGAAUGCUCGUUUCAAGGACACGAUUUCGUAAAUACUGUUUUUGUAAUGUACACAAUUGUAAAUCUAUGAACAUUAUUAUACUCGUUAUUUUUUUAUACAAGUCUCAGUGCCAGUACUGAUAUUGUUAGUUUCACAAAAACCGUGUAAGACUUUUAAAUACAAAAAAUCUUCUAAUAUAUUUCUAAAAAUGUACAAAAUCAUCAUACGUACUCCAAUACAAAAUCACAGGACUUGUGUUUAAAAAACAAAAAAAAAUUUGGUAUUUGUAUUGUAAUUGUUUAUACGUAUUUUAACACUUCUGUAAAAAAAAUAUUAGAGUAUUACGUACAUUACAUACAUAAAUAAAUACUGUGUAUAACUAAUGUGGGUGCCAACAACGGAAAAUAAGUCUUUAGCUACUUUUAUACAAAAAUAUUUUGCAUGACAAUUCGAAACUUAUUGCUUCAUCUCGAUUAUUGAA
Molecule: messenger RNA, 1924 nt
Organism: Copidosoma floridanum
Lineage: Eukaryota; Metazoa; Arthropoda; Insecta; Hymenoptera; Encyrtidae
Product: Lipid storage droplet-2
Biological process (GO): positive regulation of triglyceride storage; lipid storage
Cellular component (GO): cytosol; lipid droplet
Source: RefSeq, a predicted model, not a curated record